Molecule: messenger RNA, 315 nt
Organism: Dibothriocephalus latus
Lineage: Eukaryota; Metazoa; Platyhelminthes; Cestoda; Diphyllobothriidea; Diphyllobothriidae
Source: the annotation of a GenBank genome assembly
AUGGUGGCUUACCUUUCACGAGAAACCACAUCUUCUGUAAGUGCUGUACUACCACCAGAAACUGCGGUAGUAAUUUCGAUACUUGGUGGAAAUAGCGAUAAGUGUAGUAACUUACGCCUGGCACGUGAACUAGUGGGCCAGUCAGACGCCGGCAAACGCUUUGACCCCUAUGAGGCUGCCCAGACCGUCUUCCCGACACUGAUUCGUCCUCUACAGAAGUACAUGCGCGCCACACGCCAGCAGUCACGUCAUCCCGUGGACUCGGUGAUAGAUCAUCUUGCCAUGUGCCUCACCUACGGCCUCUCGCCACUCAGU